AUGAUGAGCUCAGCUUUUCGUGCACAGGCUCCAAAUCGCCUAUGGACUUUUGCGCAGCGCAGCUUCUCGACCUCCACCGUGUUACAAAGGAUCAACAAAAUCUGUGCCUCAGAAAACGAUGCCAUUCAGAAAGUGAAAAGUGGAUCUACCGUUCUAGUCGGAGGCUUUGGCUUUUCUGGUGUUCCUGAAUCGCUUAUUGAAGCUGUUGCCGCGCGCAAGGAUCUCAAAGAUCUGACCGUUGUCUCAAACAAUGCUGGGAUGCCUGGUGUUGGGCUCGGCCGAUUGCUGGAAACACGACAGAUCAGCAAAAUGAUAGCAUCUUAUAUCGGGGAGAAUAAAGUGUUCGAGAAGAUGUAUCUGAGUGGAGAUCUGAGCCUCGAGCUGAUACCGCAGGGAACGAUGGCUGAGAGAUGCGCUUCUGGGGCAGCUGGCAUACCGGCAUUCUAUACCCCAGCAGCAUAUGGCACUGUUGUUCAGACAGGCGAAUUGCCUGUUCGAUACAACAGAGACGGAUCCGUAGCGCUCAUGUCACGGCCUCGAGAAACCCGCGAGUUUCACGGCAAGAAGUACAUACUCGAAGAAGCCAUAUUCGCCGAUGUUGCUUUGGUCAAGGUUCACAAGGCUGAUAGACUUGGUAACUGCACAUUUCGGAAAGCACAGAACAACUUCAAUGAAGCGAUGGCGAAGAAUGCAAAGUUGACCAUCGUUGAGGCUGACGAGAUUGUUGACGUUGGCCAGCUUGAUCCUGAGAGUGUUCAUAUUCAGGGCAUUUAUGUCGAUGUUAUUAUUCAGAGUACGAGGCCGAAGAAGAUUGAGAAGUUGACAUUUGCCCAAGAUGCAAAGGUUACAACUGCAAACCAGAGACGAGAGCGUAUCAUCAAGCGAGCUUCUAAAGAACUGAAAGACGGCAUGUACGUCAAUCUGGGGAUUGGCAUGCCACUCGCGACACCGGGCAUGCUUCCUGAAGACCUAGAAGUCAUUCUUCAAUCCGAGAAUGGUAUCCUGGGAAUGGGCAGAUAUCCGAACCCUGGGGAAGAAGAUCCAGAUCUCAUCAAUCCCGGUAAAGAAACGGUGACAUUGAACCUUGGUGCCUCGACUUUUGGAAGCCAUGAGAGCUUCGGUAUGAUCAGAGCUGGGAAGAUUGACUUGACUAUGCUUGGUGCGCUACAAGUCAGUCAAUAUGGAGACUUGGCCAACUUCAUGCUGCCUGGGAAGGUGAAGGGAAUUGGAGGCGCCAUGGACCUGGUUGCCAGCCCAGAGAAGACCAGGGUCAUCAUCACCAUGGAACAUGUUGACCGCAAUGGAAACCCUAAGAUUCUGGAAGAAUGCACAUUCCCGCUCACCGGUCCUCGAUGUGUAUCUAGGAUCAUCACUGAUCUAGCUGUAUUUGACUGUACACCUGAGGGUUUGGUGCUCAGGGAGCUGGUGGACGAGGUUGAGAUGGAUGAGCUGAGGAGCAAAACCGGUGCGGCGUUCAGGAUCGCUGAUGACUUGAUACCAUACCAGACUUAG
This is a messenger RNA of Fusarium oxysporum Fo47, 1512 nucleotides long. RefSeq names its product 3-oxoacid CoA-transferase. Lineage: Eukaryota; Fungi; Ascomycota; Sordariomycetes; Hypocreales; Nectriaceae. Gene Ontology annotation, biological process: ketone body catabolic process. Gene Ontology annotation, molecular function: succinyl-CoA:3-oxo-acid CoA-transferase activity. The record is from RefSeq and is a predicted model, not a curated record. The transcript is spliced from 7 exons. The coding region runs from base 1 to 1512 and encodes 503 amino acids.